AUGCCUGUGGCCUUGCGACAGAGACAGGAGGCUGUUGGACACCUGUGGACUCUGGUGGUGCUCGUCUUUGCUCUCAGCAUUGGGGCCCUUGUUAUAUACUUCAUUGAUUCUUCUGAUCCUAUCGAGUCGUGUCAGAACUUCUACAAAGACUUCACGCUGCAGAUCGACAUGGCGUUCAACGUGUUCUUCUUGCUGUACUUCGGCCUCCGGUUCAUUGCUGCCAACGACAAGCUGUGGUUCUGGUUGGAGGUGAACUCGGUGGUGGACUUCUUCACAGUUCCUCCGGUGUUUGUGUCGGUGUAUCUGAACAGGAGCUGGCUGGGCUUGAGGUUUUUAAGGGCCUUAAGAUUGAUACAGUUCUCAGAAAUCUUACAGUUUUUGAAUAUACUAAAGACAAGCAACUCGAUAAAGCUGGUAAACCUGUGUUCCAUCUUCAUAAGCACGUGGCUAACUGCGGCAGGAUUCAUUCACUUGGUGGAAAACUCAGGGGAUCCAUGGGAAAACUUCCAGAAUUCCCAAGCACUUUCCUACUGGGAAUGUGUCUACUUACUCAUGGUUACUAUGUCCACUGUGGGCUAUGGAGAUGUUUAUGCAAAAACCACCCUGGGCCGCCUGUUUAUGGUCUUCUUCAUCCUUGGCGGUUUGGCCAUGUUUGCGAGCUACGUCCCUGAAAUCAUAGAGUUAAUAGGAAACCGCAAGAAAUAUGGUGGUUCCUAUAGUGCGGUUAAUGGGAGAAAGCACAUCGUGGUCUGUGGUCAUAUAACACUUGAGAGUGUGUCCAACUUUCUAAAAGACUUCCUACACAAGGACAGGGAUGAUGUCAAUGUAGAAAUUGUUUUUCUUCAUAAUAUUUCCCCUAAUCUUGAGCUGGAAGCCUUGUUCAAGCGUCAUUUCACUCAAGUGGAGUUUUACCAAGGAUCUGUUCUGAACCCACACGACCUGGCCAGAGUUAAGAUCGAAUCAGCUGAUGCCUGUUUAAUCUUAGCCAACAAAUACUGUGCUGACCCCGAUGCUGAGGAUGCAUCCAACAUCAUGAGAGUAAUAUCUAUCAAGAACUACCAUCCAAAGAUCAGAAUAAUCACUCAAAUGUUGCAGUACCACAAUAAGGCCCACCUUUUGAACAUCCCGAGCUGGAACUGGAAGGAGGGAGACGAUGCUAUCUGUCUUGCGGAGCUGAAGCUGGGCUUCAUCGCUCAGAGCUGCCUGGCUCAGGGCCUUUCCACCAUGCUGGCCAACCUCUUCUCCAUGAGGUCCUUCAUCAAGAUUGAGGAGGACACAUGGCAGAAGUAUUACCUAGAAGGAGUGGCCAAUGAGAUGUACACCGAGUACCUGUCGAGUGCCUUCGUUGGCAUGUCCUUCCCUGUCAUUUGCGAACUCUGCUAUGUGAAACUAAAGCUGCUACUGAUAGCUAUAGAGUACAAGUCUGAUCAAAGGGAGUGCAGCACCCUGAUAAACCCUGGAAACCACGUGAAAAUGCAGGAGGGGACAUUGGGCUUCUUCAUUGCCAGUGAUGCCAAAGAAGUAAAGAGGGCCCUGUUUUACUGCAAAGCGUGCCACGAUGACAUUAGUGAUCCCAAAAGGAUAAAGAAAUGUGGAUGCAAGAAAUAUACACAGAAAAUGAUAUAUUCCAAGACGGCCGCCUACAAGAAAAUCAGACUGGCAUGUUGUUUUGAUUGCAGCCGCUCAGAGCGGGACUGCUCUUGCAUGCCAGUUAAUGUGCGUUGUAACAUGGACUCCCCUCGACGCGACAUCCCACUCUCUGCUGUCUCUGUUAAUGAUUGCUCAGCCACUUUACGUGCCUCUAAAAAUAGCUAUAAUGGAUAUAUCAAGUCAAUCGAAGAGGACCAACAGUUGGCGUUAUCGCCGAAGAAAAAGCAACGUAAUGGAGGCAUGAGAAAUUCUCCAAACUCCUCACCUAAAAUAAUGAGACAUGACCCGCUUGUCAUCCCGGGGAACGAUCAGAUGGAGAGCAUGGACGAGAACAUAAAGAAAUACGACUCCACAGGGAUGUUUCACUGGUGCCCGUCCAAAGACAUCGAGAAGGUCAUCUUGACCCGGAGCGAGGCAGCCAUGACGGUUCUGAGCGGCCAUGUGGUCGUGUGCAUAUUCGGAGAUGUGAAGUCAGCAUUGAUCGGUCUCCGAAACUUCGUCAUGCCUCUGAGAGCGAGCAACUUCCACUACCACGAGCUGAAGCACAUUGUGUUUGUCGGCUCCCUGGAGUAUCUGAAGCGGGAGUGGGAAACUCUUCACAAUUUUCCAAAGGUCUCCAUUUUACCUGGCACGCCGUUGAGUCGGGCAGAUCUGAGGGCUGUAAACAUCAACCUCUGCGACAUGUGUGUCAUUCUGUCAGCCAAUCAGAACAAUAUUGACGAUGCAUCACUUCAGGACAAGGAAUGCAUCUUGGCGUCACUCAACAUCAAAUCCAUGCUGUUUGACGACAGCAUCGGGGUCUUGCAGGCUAAUUCCCAAGGUUUUACACCACCCGGGAUGGAUAGAUCCUCUCCUGAAAACAGCCCAGUCCAUGGAUUAGUGAGGCAGACUUCCGUCACAACGGGAGCAAAUAUUCCCAUCAUAACAGAGCUGGAACCAUUAGCAAAGCCAGGCAAAAGACUGCCUGUGAUUUCAUUCAGUCAGGAUAAAAGCAGUGGGACCAGCAUACAAAUGAUAACUGAGCUUGUGAACGACUCAAACGUUCAGUUCCUGGACCAAGAUGACGAUGACGACCCUGACACAGAGUUAUACCUCACCCAGCCGUUUGCCUGUGGGACAGCCUUCGCCGUCAGUGUGUUGGAUUCCCUAAUGAGUGCUACAUACUUCAAUGACAAUAUCCUCACCUUGAUCCGGACAUUGGUAACAGGCGGGGCGACGCCGGAGCUGGAGGGGCUGCUGGCGGAGGAGAAUGCGCUGCGAGGCGGCUACAGCACACCACAGACGCUGGCGAACAGGGACAGGUGUCGCGUGGCACAGCUGGCCCUGUACGACGGGCCCUUCGCCGACCUGGGGGAUGGGGGUUGUUACGGUGAUCUGUUUUGCAAAGCCCUGAAAACCUACAACAUGUUGUGCUUUGGCAUUUAUCGGUUACGGGACGCACACCUAAACCAACAAAGCCAAUGUACCAAGCGGUAUGUCAUAACGAAUCCUCCCUAUGCGUUUGAGCUGGUGCCCUCAGACCUGAUAUUCUGCCUGAUGCAGUUUGACCACAACGCGGGCCAGUCUCGGACCAGCCUCUCCCACUCUUCCCAUUCAUCCCAUUCCUCCAGCAAAAAGAGCUCCUCCGUCCACUCUAUACCGACCACCAACCGCACCAACCGCGUCAAGAGUAGGGACUCACGAGACAAACAAAAGUAUGUGCCUGCCACCCGUUACGGUCCUAACUGUCCUUUUGCAAAGUGA
Notothenia coriiceps (black rockcod) is the source of this 3393-nucleotide messenger RNA. RefSeq names its product calcium-activated potassium channel subunit alpha-1-like. The record is from RefSeq and is a predicted model, not a curated record. NCBI's taxonomy places the organism in Eukaryota, Metazoa, Chordata, Actinopteri, Perciformes, Nototheniidae. Gene Ontology annotation, cellular component: postsynaptic membrane. The transcript is spliced from 31 exons. Gene Ontology annotation, biological process: potassium ion transmembrane transport. Bases 1 to 3393 code for a protein of 1130 amino acids. Gene Ontology annotation, molecular function: large conductance calcium-activated potassium channel activity.